This is a messenger RNA of Mytilus californianus (California mussel), 2077 nucleotides long. RefSeq names its product sodium-dependent glucose transporter 1B-like. The transcript is spliced from 4 exons. Lineage: Eukaryota; Metazoa; Mollusca; Bivalvia; Mytilida; Mytilidae. The record is from RefSeq and is a predicted model, not a curated record. Gene Ontology annotation, biological process: transmembrane transport. The coding region runs from base 247 to 1776 and encodes 509 amino acids.
AGAGCAGAGAAUUUCUUUUUUAAAUAAUGUUAUAUGUUGAUUUCGAUAUUUUUCACUUCAAACGAUCACGUAAAAGUUCUUCAGAAAUAAUAUAGGAUGUAUAGUUCAGUGCCAGGGAAAACAGAAUCCAAGAUUCCGAUUUUUUUUCAAAUUUAAAGACAAUCUACAGAACAAAGAAUCUAUUCUACUAUGUAGUAUUAUACAAUAUAAAUGGAUAUGCAAAUUUGACGUGAGUCUUUACACGUGAUGGAAUCAAAGCAGAAUGAUGACAAGAAACAACCGGAGUGGGAAACAUAUACUACAACUCAGAAGGUUACAAAAACUGCUGUCUUAGUCUUUACAUGGCUAACUAUUGGUUUAUUCAAUGAAAUCACAGGACCAACUCAAAAAGAUUUAAUUAUAAAAACAAAUUCAGACUACGAGCUGGUAUCCAGAGCUAUAUCUGGUCAAAGUGUUGGAUAUUUUAUCGGGGCAAUCAUUGGUGGGCCUCUCAUAGACAAAUAUGAAAAAUGGUGUUACGUAACGAUAGCCAUUUGCCUAGAUUGCGCUGCAGUCGCCAUAUUUGCUGCACCAUACGCUACAAACACUAAUACCUUAUGGGCUUUACUCGCUGUAGCAGCUUCGUUUGAAGGCGUUGUAAAUAUAGUAGGACAGAGGGUUCUCAUACAGCUAUGGGACGAAAAAGCAACUGGACCUUUACACCUUCUACACUUCGGAUUUGGGAUGGGAUCAGUACUUGCUCCGCAAAUAGCUAAUCCAUUCUUAGCAGUGUUGGCGCCUUCAUCUAAAAAUGUUACUUCAACUGUAAUGCCAAAUGAAUCAUUCGUACAACAAGUUUUAGUUAUACCGAUGCAAAACACAUCGCACUUUCAUCUUACAAAUAGUACCAAUAAAAAUACUAGAGUGGAAUAUCUAAAAGAAUCCAAGAUAGAGACCGCCUAUUUCAUUGUUGCAAUCAUCAUAGCUUCCGUAUCGAUUGUGUACUAUAUUUAUCAGUUCUGUUCUCGGCAUAUUAUAUUAACUCCAGGAAUACAAGUUGACGCCAAGGAGAGUAACUUUCGAAAAGUUGUACGAUUAAUCGAUCCCGCAACAUGUACAGAUGGUAAUAGAUGGUUUGGUAUUCAGAUUUUCAUUUUGUUAUUUUUGUGUUUCUUUAAUAUUGGUGGUGGUGACGCAUUGUAUGGAAAGUUUAUUAGAAGUUAUUCCAUAGACAAACAUAACUUUUCAGGCGAUGACGCAUCCCUUAUAAAUACCGUAUACUGGAUAAGUUUUGCGGUCGGACGAUUUAUUGGUAUAUUUACCGUACGAUUCAUACCAAUUCGUAUCUUACUUCCGCUUGAAGUAUCUGGAGCUUUAUUUACAGGCAUUUUGUUGGAAAUUUUUGCGGAUGAAAACGAUUUAGCGUUAUGGAUUUUAACUAUAAUGAUGGGAUUAUGUGUUGGACCAAUAUUUCCUUCUGGCUUAGGUUGGGCUAAUGCUCACCUUGAGGUCACUGGAGUAGCAAUUACAUUUAUUGUUAUGGGUAUGGCUUUGGGUGCCAUGUCAUACCUUUGGGUGAUUGGAUAUCUCUAUCAGCAUCAUGGUUAUGACAUGUUUUUUCAUCAAAUGAUAUUUUAUGGGGCAAUUGUUCUUUUCUUUACAAUUCUAAUGACAAUAAUUGGGAAAAUACAAGGCGGGAGAUUUGAAAAGAACGAAAAAGUAAUAGAAAGCAAACCUGAAAAGUCAGAAUCAAAAGUAAAUGUGACGAAGUGUUACAAAUUUGAUACCAAACUUUAAUGGUGAAACUUCUAGUGAAAAGCAACGGAACUGAAUGGAUUCUAUAAUGAUAUUGAUUCUGAUAUUAUUAGUUACAUAGUGUGCUAGUGGCCUAAUACGAUAUAUAUGGGGUCAGUAAAUUCCAUAUGGGGUAACGAAUUUAUCUUAACAUGUGGUAUUUAGACUAGUGGCAUAUCAAAGUGAUCAAUCUUCAAUACCGUUAGUAUUAAGAACCUUCUUCCAUUGGUCUAAACAAAAACAAAUGCCAACAAUAACAACUUGUUAGAUUUAAAUGUGUUUUAUGAAUGUAUUUCAAUCUUCA